AUGAGACUGGUUCUCCUGACGGGUGCGUUUUGCCUUGCGCGCACGCGCGCGCUGAACUGGCCAAAUGCCGUGAGCGACGCAUCGCGCGUUACCGCAUCGCAGCUGAUCGCCGCAUCGACGUUGAAGUCCGCGGAAAUCACCGGCCUGACCUGCACGGCGAUUAGCGAGUAUGCUCCCGACACUGGCGCUCCCUUGGUUUGCAGCAAUGUCUUCGUGGACAGCAACGACAUUGCAGCACCUGGCGAUGACUCAUACGUUUGGGCAGCGGACAAUGAGGGGGCAUCGGACAAGCUGGGUGGCUGCGUAGGGAUAUGGAUCGAAGUGACUUUGCCGGACGAAUAUACCGUGGACAUUGUCACUAUUCGCCAACGGUAUGCGGCCCUCGAUCAGGGCGACGAGAUGGACGUGGCGCUGAAGUCUACCAGCGGCGCAGUACUGUCGACGCAGCAUAUUACUUUCACAGACGUCGGCACGAGCAACCCGCUUGAGGAGGCCUUCUCGCUAACGCCCACUGCUGGUGUAAAGUCGAUCCGUUUUACUUUCACCAAGGCGGACGGAGCUAGCUGUGGUAGUAAUGGUGGUUACUUGGGAGCGAAGCGCAUCAAAGUCUACGGGACGGUACUCAGCAACGACGAGGUGGUCUUGCCCAAUCCUUGGGAUGUCGUCGUCAACACGCCAUCCGACAGGGACGUGGGCACCGUCACUGAGCACGCUUUCGCACCAGCUUACGAGCUCGAGGUCGUUCCCGACUCUCUCGAGACCGCAGCUGAGCAGAGCGGAGGUGCACCCACGAUCGCUAUCCGCAGGAUCUUGGUCGCGGAGACCAGGAACUCCACCCAACCGCCUCCGAGCUACCGUAUGGGAGGCGUCGGGGGCCAGACCGUGAGGCACCUCAACGGCAUGGAGAACCCGGCGGGUGCAACGACAGUGUGGGGUUGGCAAAGGAACAGGUAUUUUGCCCUGCAAGCCUGGAUGGCCACGAAGGGCGAUUCAGAUCUGAUGGCCGUCCAUGCCAGUGGGGAAGUCUUGUUUGCUGGCUGCGACGAAAGCACCAUCCUGUCGAAGUACAACCAGAUAAUCGCGGCUAACGGUGGCACCCAAACGAUUGUCAUAGCUGCCGAGGUGAGUCCUUUCCAUGCGGACCUUGGGUAUUAUUACGAUAUCUCGACCGCUGGUUUGGAUUCAACCAGGACUGGAGCCCUCUCGUAUCUGAGUGCUGCUGCCGACUGGGCCACAACUUACGCCGCUUGCACAUCUGGGGUUUGCAACAGCCCGCCCAAGUACCAGUUUGCCAACCCGGGUUUCAUCAUGGGCCCUGUCGCGGAUAUCGCAGAGAUGUUUGCCGAUAUGCCAAAAUGGGCGGACACAGAGAAUCGUUUGAUCAACCAGUAUUACCUUAGCAACACCGACAAAGUGGCUCUCGAUUUCGCCGGCACAUUGGUGAUGUCCCUGCAUAAUAUGAAGCUUGACGCGAAUAUCCCCGUCGAGGUGGAACUUGUUGCGGGCAUCAAGAGGAUCAAAAACAAGGUCACCCAGGAGUUGGUGACCCCGCUCCUCAGCUCGCUGUCCGCGGACAGGCAAGACUGCCGCUUCCUGGACGACUACCCCCCCAUCAUCAUCGAGCUCAGGGGCCUCAACCUGACGCUGCACCCGCAGGACUACAUGCGGCAGAUGCCACUUCCCUCCGACAUCGAGAUCGGCUCCGGCUCUUCGGCGGCCUCGUCGGACGACGGCGACGCAGACGCGGAUGCCCGCAACGCGACGGCGCAGGACAAGAACCAGGCCGAGAGCUGGAGCUGCAAGUCGCGCGUCGUGGGAGUCACGAUGCCCCCGCAGAUCGGCGACGCGUUAUUCAUCCUGGGCCAGCCAGUGUUCCACCGGUACUACGUAGCCUUCGACUACGAGGGGCCACGGCUGGGGUUCGGGCUCGCGGCCGCGCGCUCGGUGGAGCCGAGCGACGAGGAGUGGAUGGCCGUGGAGGGGCGAAGCCCGUCGGGCUGAUCUGGGCACGUCGCAGGCGAAGCUUGUCCUGCUGAGUUGAGCACGAGGGCUUCCACUCCACAGGCGCACUUGAAGAUGCCGC
Messenger RNA from Prorocentrum cordatum, 2083 nucleotides. Lineage: Eukaryota; Dinophyceae; Prorocentrales; Prorocentraceae. The record is from the annotation of a GenBank genome assembly.